This is a messenger RNA of Adineta ricciae, 777 nucleotides long. The record is from the annotation of a GenBank genome assembly. Lineage: Eukaryota; Metazoa; Rotifera; Eurotatoria; Adinetida; Adinetidae.
AUGAUCGACGUCAAAGUUUCAUGGCAUUUACAUAAAAAUCGACUAAUCUCUAGUGUUAAUUCGUCGACAAUGCCCGAAAGAUUCAUACAUCGAAAUCUAUCGUCACAAAUGCUUUUCAAUAUAAUCGACGUUUCGGAUGUUCAACCUGGCGAUCAUCUCUAUCGAUAUCGAUGGUUUGAAGUUCAAGAAGGUAUUGCCGUUCAAAGCUCGCAGCUUGCUCCUAUCUUAGUUUUGACUUAUGUGAAGAAUACACUUCGAUUAUUGACGUUGAAUGAAUUCAAAGGACGAAGUUGCUUGAGACGAGUGAUUUACAAACAAACUAACAAUUGUUUUAAAACAACGCGAAAUAUAUGCACUCGUCCGCCGGAAGAAAUCGUUCAAAAUGCCUUCCUUCUGUUUGAAUGGAUUAAGAAAUCGCCCGAUCGUGUACGAACACUUUUCCCCAAUGAUCUAUCUCAAUUCGCUCGACAAUGUUGUACGACAGUGCAUGAACAGUGGCGUGGCCGAUUUCAAUCGAUAUCCGAACAACUAUCGACGAAGAAACUGUUCGAGAAAGAAAAAAAAUCACGGAAGAGUAAAGCAUUCAAUGCUGCGCUUCUAUCCGGUAUGCCGUUUCGACAAGCUUCUCAGAUCGGAAAAGAAGACUUUUGGAAUGAGAAUGGUUUAUCUCAAACUGAAAAAAAUUCGAUUACUACAGUAGAUGUUGCAGAUGAACCUCUCAUAUUCACUUCGACGCCGAUAGACGAUUCUUCAGACGAAAAUGUAUCUCUAAUCUAA